Messenger RNA from Neurospora crassa OR74A, 1484 nucleotides. RefSeq lists its product as hypothetical. NCBI's taxonomy places the organism in Eukaryota, Fungi, Ascomycota, Sordariomycetes, Sordariales, Sordariaceae. The record is from RefSeq and is a predicted model, not a curated record. Gene Ontology annotation, molecular function: methyltransferase activity. The coding region runs from base 198 to 1358 and encodes 386 amino acids. The transcript is spliced from 3 exons.
CAAAAAGCAUCGUACCAUGCUUGAGCCGACGAUGUGCGAGUCUCCACGCAUCGUUACCUAGGUUGGGGUUCAAGGUUGGCUCUACAUGGAUGAUUCAACAUACUUAAGUCAGACGGGUUCCCUCUCGUUCGUUGACGCCAACGACCCCUUCCUCCUCCUCGUUCAACCACCAAGCUUUCACCACACUUGCCGCAAUCAUGGACUCCAGGAAGGGGGAUUCAAGUUCUUCAGCACAUCUCUCCUCUGGCUCCGCUCCGGCAGCUUCACAAUACAUCACGCCAAGCUCAACACCAGAACACGACUUUUGGACAGCCGCUGGACUGGGGAGCUCCAAAGCACAGACCGGACCCUCAUUCCCGAAACAUUCGUCUGAAACUACUCCCCAAGACUUUGGAAAUGGCGAUUCUCUAUUUGAGUUUGACGAACCGGAUGGGCCAGAUUAUUCGAGCUCCAUUGCCGACUCGAUUCGUGGCCAUGUGUAUGAGUGUGGCUUGAGAUAUCAUGCAUACCAUGCGGGUAAAUACGCCUACCCCAACGAUGAGACGGAGCAAUCUCGUGAGGAAAUCAAGCAUACCAUGUCAGUUAUGCUCUGUGACGGUCGAUACUUCUUUGCUCCCGUUGAGGAGGCAUUGGAAAAGGGUGGACAGGUCCUUGACUUGGGCACUGGUACCGGAAUAUGGCCCACGCAAUUGGCUGAAAGCUAUCCGGACGCAGUCAUCACGGGAGUUGACCUAUCACCCAUCCAGCCCAGCUUUGUUCCGGAAAACGUGCGCUUCUACGUCGACGACUUUGAAGACGAGUGGGUGGACCCGGUAAACAAGUACGAUUACAUCCAUCUGCGCUUUGCACUACACACCCUCAAGGAUAGGAACUCGCUUAUGCAACGUGUAAUGCGACACCUCAAGCCAGGCGGCUACUUUGAAAUCCAAGAGAUCGAUGUCAGUAAUCCAAGUUGCGACGAUCACACCCUCACACCAGAUACUCCAUAUGCCGCCCGCGACGCGCUCAAGCUCCUCGGAGCCGGCCUCCAAGCCAUGGGCGCCGACAUAAGCGCCAUCCAAAAGACUUCUCAGGAGAUGCGCGAGGCCGGCUUUGAGAAUGUUACCGAGAUCACGAAGAAAUUGCCCCUCGGGCUCUGGCCGGCGGAUCAGAAACUCCGACUUUGCGGUCUGUUCUGGCGGACGUCGAUCAUGGAUGGCAUGACGGGACUGUGCAGCAGGCCGUUUCAGGCUGCAGGGCUGACGCCGACGGAGAUCGAGUCGUUCCUGGUCGAAGUGAGGAAGGCUGUGAUGGAUGGGAGUAUUCAUACGUACUUUCCUUUUAUCACUGUGUAUGGGAGGAAACCAUUGGGCGGUUAGAUGUUGGGAUGUCGCUCGGGGUAGUUCGGCACAGAUACGCAAUGCACGAGAUGGGUGAUGAUACUCCACAAAUGAAGAUUUUGCUCUAAUUCAGGAUACACGUAAAGACUUAAUACUGAUAGUGCC